This is a messenger RNA of Solea senegalensis (Senegalese sole), 2353 nucleotides long. RefSeq names its product coagulation factor II (thrombin) receptor-like 1, tandem duplicate 2 (gene f2rl1.2). Gene Ontology annotation, molecular function: thrombin-activated receptor activity. Lineage: Eukaryota; Metazoa; Chordata; Actinopteri; Pleuronectiformes; Soleidae. The record is from RefSeq and is a predicted model, not a curated record. Gene Ontology annotation, cellular component: membrane. The transcript is spliced from 2 exons. Gene Ontology annotation, biological process: blood coagulation; thrombin-activated receptor signaling pathway; positive regulation of Rho protein signal transduction. The coding region runs from base 119 to 1285 and encodes 388 amino acids.
CGUAGCCGUGCGAGCAGGUAGUCUCGGGGUGUGUCCUUCAUGUUGUCCGACUUUAAAAACCACGGUGUCUGCGUGUGGAGGAAGGGAAGUAACAACAUUCAGAGUAAAGAGAGCCGAAAUGGAUUUAACUCGCUCGUUUAUUUCGCUCCUGGUGAUUUUCUGCUGCUUCUUCGUCUCCGGCUCUCAUGCUGCAGGUAAAGGACGGGGCUUUAUCGGGCUGGUGGACCCUAAAAACUCUGGCCAAGUCAUUGUGGACCCAAUGACAUCAGCCACACUGAAGAGCAAUCUCACCACUGUCUUCCUCCCGAUAAUUUACAUCAUCGUCUUUGCGGUGGGCCUCCCCGCCAACGGCAUGGCCAUCUGGGUGUUUCUCUUCAGGACCAAGAAGAAGCACCCGUCUUCGAUCUACAUGGCCAACCUGGCCCUGGCCGACCUGCUGUUCGUCAUCUGGACGCCGCUGAAGAUCUCCUACCACAUAAACGGCAACGACUGGGUCUACGGCGAGCCGCUGUGCAAGAUCCUUGUGGGCUUCUUCUACGGGAACAUGUACUGCUCGAUUCUGUUCAUCACGUGUCUCAGCGUGCAGCGAUACUGGGUGGUUGCGCACCCACUGUCCCAGCAGAACAGGAACAACAAAGUGGCCAUCAGUGUCUGUGUGGCCAUCUGGGCUUUCAUCUGGCUCACCACCACUCCUCUGUACCUGUACAACCACACCGCCAAGCUCAAAGACCCCAACAUUACCACCUGCCAUGACGUCACCGCCAUACUCGACCCGCUGAAUCCGUUCCCCUCCGUCCAGCUCCCGUACUACUACUUCAUCUUCAUGGCAAUGGUCGUGUUCCUGGUGCCGUGCGUCAUUAUCGUCGUAGCCUAUAUUCUUUUACUCCGAGCUUUGGGGAACAGCAUGGAGGAGAGCACGGCCGCCAAGAACCGACGCAGAGCUGUGGUACUGAUCGUCACCGUCUUGGUGACGUUCCUGGUGUGUUUCGUCCCCAGUAACAUCAUGCUGGUGCUGCAUUACUCUCUGCUGAAGGACGGGGAGAUAAACAACGGCUACGGCUUCUACGUCUCCACGUUAUGCCUGGCCAGUCUCAACAGCUGCCUGGACCCGUUCAUCUAUUACUUUGUCUCCGAGGACUUCAGAAACCACGUGAAGAACACGCUGCUGUGCCGCAGCAGCAGGACUGUGGAGAGGAUGCGGGUCUCGUUCAGUUCCAUGAAAUACUCCAGGAAGAGCAAGACCUACGUGUCGGACGCUGGGAACACACAGAGCAGCUCGUGUUAGCGUCACAGAGGCGCGGCGUCGUUUAUUGUGACUCCAGUGUACUGAUGACACACAGCGUCACGCAGGCUGUGUGUGUGUGUGUGUGUGUGGCACUGGGAUGCAGCAGAUUGGCCCAUAAUUAUGGACAAAACUAUCAUUUGCAACCAGGUCACCUUAAAGCAUCUCAUAACCAAAGAUGAACUUGAAAUGUGAAGAAAACUGUGCUGGAAUGAGAGCAGAAUACACGUUUUUUUUUUAUUAUUUUAUUUAAAGGGCUGAACGGCCUUCUUUAAGGGAUAGUUUUCAGGUUUUUUACAGCGUGGUUUUAUAGGGCAGUGACAUAUAUAUGGUACGGAUUGUGCUUUGUUAACAGCUCACUCUCCCUCACCAAAGUCCAUAGAGAAAAUGUGCAGUUUUAGCUUACGAGGACACAGUAGCUGCUGCUUCAUUUUGUUAGUUUGUGUCACUGAUCUGAGCAUCUGAAACACAAAACUCCCAAAAAUAACAAGAUGUGAACUUGGUGAUGGAGUGGAUCAAUACUAACAGUGUUCUAUGGACUUUGGUGUGGCAGUAAAUUGACACAAGCAUCAGUUUCCAUUUGGCAAACACUGUUAAACGACGAGACAUGGCAGCCGACAUAUUCUUAAUAAAUAAUAAAUAAAUCAUUGACUCAAGCAGGCAAAGAGUUGAUCACGUGAAUCAUGUUGUCGCUCGCGUACUGCACAGUCGGCACCGACUAUACAACCCCUGAAAAACACCGUGAAGUAUCCCUUUAAAGCCUUGCAACAUUGUCACUGCACUGCAGAACAUGUAACUGAGCAGCCAGAUGAACCUGUUGUGUGCAGAGUAUCGGAGAAUAUCAUGUGUUACAGAUUUAUUUUCCAUGUUCGUGUAACUCAAGUCAAAUCAGUGAAAGAAAAAGAUGUUCUCUCUAUUUAAUGUUGUUGUUUUAUUUUGCCUUUUCUACUUGCCACACAGCUGCAGGAAGUUUUAAUCAAUGUUAUCAUAUGUGUGCUUAUGCAUUUUUAGUGCCAUUGAAGAAAUUGUGUCACUGUUACAUAUAGUUUCCUAAAUAAAUGAUAAAACCGA